Molecule: messenger RNA, 552 nt
Organism: Fusarium redolens
Lineage: Eukaryota; Fungi; Ascomycota; Sordariomycetes; Hypocreales; Nectriaceae
Exons: 2
Coding region: 1-552 (183 amino acids)
Source: RefSeq, a predicted model, not a curated record
AUGCCGAAGUCCGACCAAACCAUCCCUGCACCACUGCGCGAGGCACUCUUCGAGUGCUUCGACGCCGCCACCCGACUAGUCCGGAAGAGCUUGCGUCGUCAACUAGUUCUAGUAGGCGGCGCAGCCAGCAUUGCCCACUCUUCGGGUGUCUCUUCUGGCGCCAAAAGCUUCAGUCUCGAGUCCGACGGCAAGAUCGCGUUCGAUGUUCCUCAAGGCUUCCGUGUCCGACUCGACCUCAUCGAAAUCGGUAACGGAUGCAUCGAACGGAUCCACGUGGCAGAGCCCUUCCGAGGUGCUUCUGUCGCGUCCAUGUCGUAUCUCCUGAGGCUUCGGGCCGUGACGGUGGUUGAACGUGGGAGUGAUGGUGAGGUCGACGACUUUCGAUGGCUGUUGGAGUGUGUGGCAAGAGAGGGUCAAGUUCUUCCAGGGCUGGACGAUCAAGAGCUGGAGUAUGUGAUGGGUGCCGGGGCCUGCUUGGGGGUACUGGAUCGCUUGGUGUUGACAGCCGUUUUGGGCGCCAACAAUGGCGCGGUCGCUUGCGACCUUCUUUAA